Messenger RNA from Aspergillus aculeatinus CBS 121060, 2493 nucleotides. RefSeq names its product RING-H2 finger protein. Gene Ontology annotation, molecular function: zinc ion binding. The record is from RefSeq and is a predicted model, not a curated record. The coding region runs from base 1 to 2493 and encodes 830 amino acids. The transcript has 3 exons. Lineage: Eukaryota; Fungi; Ascomycota; Eurotiomycetes; Eurotiales; Aspergillaceae.
AUGGGACAGUCUUCCUCAACGCAACGAAAUCAUCGUCACAGCAUCCCCUCAGAACGCUUUUUCUCUUUUCACGCGCAUCGAAGUCGGCUAGAUAGGAAUGAAGAUAUGAAUCAAAGGCACAACUCGGAUCAAACGGGGGAUGUUCAUUCCCCACCAGGAAUGGAAGCAGACAACAGUGGAAUUCAGCAUGGACCGACAGGGGCCGAACAGCCUGAGACACGGCAGCCCAUGAUGUCCUCACUCGGCGAGCAGCAGCAGAUGGGAAGCAUGCACGAGGAGGACGGGUCGCAGUUAGGACAAAGCCAGCGGGACAGUCGCUCAGCCAUCUUCGCUCGUAUGGCAGCGAGAAGGCAGUCCACCAUGUCUCGACUGGGCUCCAGGAUCUUACCCAACUCCGUGAUCCGUGGUCUACUAAGCAGCGAAGAGGAAACACCAGCAGAAGGUCACGCUCACCGCCAUGGCAUCGUUUCAAGAUCAGUCCCCAGAACUGAAACUACACACAGCAGCAGUCGGUUCAGCCCGUUCAGUGGGAUCUCCAGGCGACGCUCUGCACGUGGGCCCUAUUAUAUUCCCCGCAGUGACCCCCUUCUUGACCCCUCCAGUCCUGGCGCAUAUCUCGCCCCACCAGAAAAUGGUUCUGAAGCCACCAGAAGCCCGUGGAGGCGCAGUGCUCGACUGAACCGUAUGCGAAAUUCAAUUUCGGGCCCGAUUACACACAUGUUUGGACAGUCAUCGAACAUUUCAGGCCAGAACCUGGGACCACCGCCGCAGUUACCCUUGGGAUCACUUCCUGGUGAGGACCAUGAAGGCCUUCUUCCAUACCCAACAGCUAUGGAUACACGGAUGGACUUUGAUGAGCCUCAUGAACUCGAUUCGGUGGAACCGGCAGUGGGAAGCUCCCGGCCAACCUCUCCCAUGUCGCAGUCAGCGCAGGGUUCUCCCGGGUCACGACAACUUCCGGAUUCACUGCGGGUAAGGUCAUCACGCAUGCUGCGCCGGGAGGAACAAACACCUUUAUCUCGUGUACUUCAGCUGGCAGCUGCCGCCAUUGCUGCCCAACUUUCUGGAACGACUGGGCCUGUUAUGCCCAACAUUCAAUCUCUUGGGAAUGAUGGCCUGGAUGGCUCGCUUGAAAACUUUAUCCAAAGCUUGCAGCAUGCGACGUCUGCCCAGCAGCCUACUCAUAACGAUGCACCGACUCCCGCAGGGGAUACUGCUCCCCAAACCCCAGUCAACUUCUUAAGGGUAUUUCGAUUUGCCAACUCGGACAAUGCUCGGCCCAGUGGACCCGCAGAUCGCCCAAGUGCGGAUAGCGAUAAUGCAAGCGGUACUGGGACACAGAUGGAUGUUGACGGUCCUACCGAGGGUCCGGAAGGUCGCACGGUCACUUUGGUUGUGGUUGGGGUUCGCUCAGUCCCGUCAGGUAAUGGCUCCACCGGUGAACAGGGCGGCAAUGCGGCUCCUGGGCUCGAUGCACUGCUUCGUCUGCCAUUUUUGACGCCUGGAAACCUGUCACGGAGUCAGGAUAGCAAUUCGACUUCGCCAUCACGUGGUGAAGGCAGACCGAGAUUACCGCAGCUUCGCCUUCGACCCCGCAGCAAUGGUUCAAAUAGCAUGGGUGAGCCGUCUUCUCAAGGCCAUUUACACCCCUCGCGACGGUUCUCUGAUACGGCAAGCCGCGCUCCGCUCACAUCUGUCCCUUCUAUUCUGUCGGAGAGUCCUCCGGGGCCUAAUCCACCCCCAUCAACGCCGGCUGAACCGGGACUAUCAGCCGUGUCAUCCGGCGCCUCUACCCCAAGUCGAAGGCCGUCUGCCGCGUCCGCAAUCCCUCCCAGCGUCCUGCCUCAGCUUGACGAGAAUAGGGCAUUGCAACCCACGGCUGAGUCGGUCGAAGACGGCAUCCCGCCGACAGCAACACGACAACGACGUCGUAGUGACUCUGAGUAUGCGCGCCAUCGUGAAUUAGGAUCUGGUGCGGUCAGACGCAACGGCGUGGUAGAACCUGAUAACGGCACACCCCCUACGGGCAGAAGCUGGUUGAUCUAUGUUGUUGGAACCAAUCUGUCGGAAAAUCAUCCUGCCUUUGCUACUCCGAGCCUGUUCACAGAUAACCCAACAUAUGAAGACAUGAUUCUGCUCUCAUCUCUUCUCGGGCCAGUUAAACCACCCGUUGCUACUCAGGACGAUCUCACCUCCGCUGGUGGCAUGUUCCGACUUGUCGAAUACGGAGGUACCCUCAUUGCGGAGGCUCUAGAGGGCACUGGUAACAUUCAUCUACCCGAGGGUGAACGUUGCUUGAUCUGCUUAAGUGACUAUGAGGUGGCCGAUGAGCUUCGGCAAUUGAACAAGUGCAAGCAUUUGUUUCACCGGGAUUGCAUAGAUCAGUGGUUGACAACAGGCCGUAACUCCUGCCCUCUGUGCCGUGGCCAGGGUGUGGCCGAAACCUCUAAUGCUGGACCGGCCGCAGAGGCGCCGGAUGUAACAGCAGCCUGA